Messenger RNA from Culex pipiens pallens (northern house mosquito), 3058 nucleotides. It is a transcript of the gene Ucp4A, whose product is annotated as mitochondrial uncoupling protein 4. Bases 983 to 1948 code for a protein of 321 amino acids. Lineage: Eukaryota; Metazoa; Arthropoda; Insecta; Diptera; Culicidae. The record is from RefSeq and is a predicted model, not a curated record. The transcript has 5 exons. Gene Ontology annotation, biological process: response to cold; mitochondrial transport. Gene Ontology annotation, cellular component: mitochondrial membrane.
GUCUUUGAUCGAAGGUGCAUCGCCAGUGCAGUUCCGUGUUGUCGUUUUCUCUAAACACCCCUCCCCGGCCAUGUUCACCAGCUCAGCUCCAUAGUGUGUUGUGUGGAAGAUCUCUUACAAGCAAAAAAAAACAUAGAACCGAGUGUUUUUGGGAUUUUUCUCGGCGAAACUAGUUUAUUAAAAUUAACGUGAAACUGUCUAGCUACGUCGACGGGCCACAUAAGAUGGCAAUAAGCGAACAAUACGUGCUCAUCAUUAAUUUGAGAAAAAGCUUUUUAAUAGACUACAUUUAAGGCCUCUUUGUGCGAGGAGGGCUUAAGUUGGUGGUGUUAAGGGGAAGUACCAGGAAGGAGUGCAAUACCAUUUCUGUUUUUUUGUUGGCUUUAAUUUUGUUUGUUCCUGUUGAGUUCUUUGCGGGGAGGUUCAGGAGUUUGGCCGAGGCAGACUUCGAAUGAAUUCCGUGGUCCAGAUCGCAACGCAGAAAGUCGACCUGGUUCACCUGGUUAGCUGGUGUUGUAGUAGUUGUUGUUGGUGGUCCAUUACAUAAUCAUGUUCCGUGGCCUCAUUGCUUAAAUGCGGAGAAAUAGCUCCAGUCGUAGGCCCAAUACCGUCAUCGUCAAACACCCAACCACACAUCUACACUACCAGUGCUGGUGUACGGCUAUAGUAGUACUACAGCGGCUACUAUCACCAUCAUCGUCGUCAUCAAUACUCGACACUCGACUGCUUCUGUCUACCCACCGACCACAAACCAGCAAGACUUCAACAGCCUGAGCCUACGACGCACCGGAAAGCGACCUCGAUUCACGCCAAAACAAGUUGUGCAUUCUUCGACAUCCCAGGAAGAGUUAAGACAGCUGACGACGUCCCCAGAACGCGGCGUCUUCUUCAACAGCGUCCCUAAGCUGACGCACCUUCCGUUCCGGAAGUAGGACCAACUUCCGCUAGUGGCACCGGCCAACCCGUGGGGGACACAGCCACGAUGCAGCAGACCACGCGGACCGAGAUGCGUCCGGUCAAGUACCACUACGCGGACUCGUUCUGGUGCACGUAUUUGAUUUCGGUGUUUGCCGCCAGUAUCGCCGAAACGGUGACCUACCCGCUGGACCUUACCAAAACGCGCCUCCAGAUUCAGGGUGAAGCGGCGGCAACGGCCGCGGCGGGAGGACUUAAAAAGACCAAAUACCGCGGAAUGCUCGCGACCGCCAGCGGCAUUAUCCGCGAAGAGGGCGCCCUCAAGCUGUGGCAGGGUGUCACUCCGGCACUGUAUCGACACGUUGUUUACAGUGGCGUCCGCAUCGUAACGUACGACGGUCUCCGGCGCAAGCUCCGCAACGGCAACAACGACUUUGCGCUGUGGAAAUCGGCGGUGGCCGGAGUUGGGGCCGGUGGGCUGGCCCAGUGGUUGGCUUCGCCGGCCGAUUUGGUCAAGGUGCACAUCCAGAUGGAGGGCAAGCGGCGGCUGAUGGGGUUGGAACCGAGGGUUCACGGGGCGGCCCACGCGUUCCGGGAGAUUGUGGCCCGCGGUGGAAUCGCCGGGUUGUGGAAGGGCAGCAUUCCGAACGUGCAGCGAGCGGCGCUGGUGAAUUUGGGCGAUUUGACCACGUACGAUACGGUGAAGCACAUCGUGAUGAAGCGGACGGGGUUGCCGGAUUGCCACAUGGUGCACGUGAUUUCGUCGAUCUGUGCGGGGCUGGUGGCGGCCACGAUGGGAACGCCGGCGGAUGUGGUCAAGACGAGGGUGAUGAACCAACCGACCGAUUUACACGGAAAUGGACUUCUCUACAAGGGCGCGAUCGACUGUCUGCAGCAAACGAUCGGCAAGGAGGGAUUCUUUGCGCUGUACAAAGGAUUCCUUCCGGUUUGGAUCCGGAUGGCGCCGUGGUCGCUCACGUUUUGGCUUUCGUUCGAGCAGAUCCGCUCUAGUCUCGGUGCCGGAGGGUAUUAGACGAAAUAUCCCUAAAUUUUGUAAGAUUUAACCCCGUUUUCGAAACAGACUCGCCAACUUCUGUUGCCGCACUUGCGUAAUACUUAGAGUUCAUGUCGUAGUUGUUUCGAGAUUCGCAACCCGGAUAGAGAAGAAAAGGCACAAAUUAUUCUACUUUGCACAAAGCUUCAAACUUUCUUAGCAACAAAUGCCACUCAACUUAAGCUAAACUCACACGUCGACGUCGAAAAGAGUGCCAUCUUUAUGUUUUCGCUGAAUAAUUACGAAAUAUUAUGUUCUUUCUCCGAUACUAAGUCAAAUCCCGCAAUGCAUCACUCUCUGUCAAGAAAGGAAGGAAAAACAAAAUCACAGUUUGAGACAUAUCCACCCGAGGUUGGAGAAGGACUAUAAUUUUUGAUCUGUGAUUUAGUCGUAGCCGUUAGGUUUAAGCACACACCUUCAGCAAAACCUGAUUCAACCUGUUGAGUUUAAGUCUCCAACAAUAUCUUCAUCGAAAUCAUCAAAGCAGCGUCACUAGAAUGUCAUCCAAACUUUGCCUCAGAAAUGCGAGACGAAUUAUCUCAGGGACGCAAUUUCGUUUGAUCCUCAACCUUAUCUUGAUACUUUCAGAUUUAAAAAUAUUAAGUCCUUAACAAAGUUACUCUUCGGUUAAUUUCCGGUCUUAAAAUAUGUGUCCUUAACGUAAGGAAAUAUAAUCACGCCUUGUUCUACACUGAAUUUCAAAAAAUAUACAUUAACUAUACAAACUACCCAUUUGUGACAAUACCAAAUUUUACCAUGUUACAUACUAUCCACUCAAAAUACUUUGUACUGGAAAUACCUUAAACAAAACCCUGUAGACUGCUUAAUGGAAGCCCCCCGAAAAAAAACCCCACUGACUGGAGAAAGUUCGAAGCCCCCGAUCCUGAGAAGAGUUAUACAAAUUGCUAAGUAGGUAGUGUACAAGUUCUAUAUAGAGUUAAGAGUAAAAAAAGAAGCAUAAUUAACUAGAUGUACGGAGGAAACGCAGUUGUGUAAGCUUGUGUGCGUGUGCCGAUAUUCGGGAGGAACAUGGUGUUGUAAUAAACUCGUAUUUGAAGAAAUAAACUGAUUCAUGGGUUGAAAAAUAAA